UUUACUACUGGAAAUCUGGAAUGAAUGAGUCCUUUUAUUGAAUACUCGAGAUUCUAUAUCCAAAUGUUGGGUCCACUGCACUUUUUUCUCUCCUUUUUCAUAUUUCUCCCAUUUGUAAAUUGAAUUUGAUCUCCUGCUGUUUUUCUUCUUCUUGUUUUCUAAUCAUUUUACUAGGAAAAAAAAAGUCUGCCUAUAAUUUCUGGGUAGUGUCUAGAGUAGUGAUUUUUCUGAGUGCACUUUUUUUUGGGAAAGAGGGAAAAAAGGGAAGAAUCCUUUUUUAGGUGAGUAUGUUGCUUUUUGAGAAGUGGGUUUUAUUUUGUUUGUGGGAUCAUGUGGCAACUUAGGAAGUGUGGCUAGGUUUUGAGAUAGAUAGAUAUUUAUUUAGAUAGUUUUGAUCCUUUAACUGCAGUUUCUUCAAAAUCAAUUCAUUUAAUUGAACAAAAAAAUUUGAUCUUGGCAUCUAGGAGAUGAGAAUUGAAGUGCUUUAUGCUGUGUGUAGAAUCUAGCCAGAGGAAGGGUAUUUAGGUGAGGAUGAAAAGAGGGAAAGAUGAAGAGAAGAUCAUAGGGCCUAUGUUUCCAAGGCUACAUGUGAAUGAUACUGAGAAAGGAGGGCUAAGAGCUCCUCCUAGAAAUAAGAUGGCUCUUUAUGAACAGCUCAGCAUUCCUUCUCAAAGACUUCCUCUUCUUAGUUCGAAUUCCGAGCUCGCAUUGGAGCAGAGGGUUGCAAAUGAAAGGAGUACGUUUUUCUCGUAUCAGUUGCCUACCGGACAUCCAUCGGACAAGCUAUACAGCCAAUUUUCCGAUUUCGUCGCUCCAUCAAAGCAAGAGAGCCAGAAAAGGAAAUUGGAUGAAGAAGACUUCAGAGUUCCCAUUCUCAACCACUAUGUCCAAAGUCGAGAAAGUGGUAAGAAUGGUUACGACACAGAGCAUGAGAAGGUCCCUCUUUCCAAGGCUUCUGAUGCUGAGCGCCUUUCGAAAUUCCAUAACUACAGAAAGCAAGUAGGUAAGAGCCAAACGGAAUUGAACUCGAAAGAGACUCCCACUGAUAGAGUAUCAAAUUCGUCUAGCAUUGCAAAGGAUAGAGGUCCGAAGAUGACAACUGAUUCCUAUCUGAACCGUGAACCAAGAGAUACUCAUGCUAGUUCUAAUAUUGAGCCAGUGGUCAAUGUUGAUUUGGAUCAGGCUCGUAAUCAUCACACUAGUGCGUUGGCGGAGAGUUCUGCAGCAUUGGAUGAAAGAGGUUCUGCAGGAUCUUAUCCUUCAAGAGAUCAUGGAAAUUCUCGUGAUAUGGGAAACGAGGCAAGAUCUCUAAAGAGAUCGUUUAGAUCAGUGCCGAUGAAGAACUUGGAGAGGGACGACAAUGUGUCUGAGAUUUCUGUCAUGGAGUCCGUCGUCACAGUGGAUAUGACACCUGAUGAUGUGGUCGGGGUGAUAGGUCAGAAACAUUUUUGGAAAGCCCGGAAAGCCAUUCUUAAUCAACAAAGAGUUUUUGCUGUUCAAGUAUUCGAGUUGCAUCGACUCGUAAAGGUCCAGAAAUCCAUUGCUGAAUCGCCACAGCUUUUGGUCGAUGACUCGGAUUUAAUUGACAAACCUACUAUGAAGGUCUUGCCCGGGGCGAAAAUCGCACUGCCUGCUCCUGUUAAGGCAAUGCCAAAUAUUCCCAAGCAAAUAAGUGAAACCGAGAAGCCGUGUGCAGACAAGGAAAUCUCGGCAGAAAACACCACUGGAAAAGCCUCGUUUUCAUCCAUUCAGAACGAUCUGCCCCUGCCGAGCAGCCAGCUGGUGACGGGCAACUCUCCGGCCCCGUCACUCACCAGCAAUCCGAAUGCGGCGCCAUGGUGCUUCAAUCAACCUCCAGGGCACCAGUGGCUGAUCCCUGUGAUGACUCCUUCGGAAGGAUUAGUAUACAAGCCCUAUCCGGGGCCGAGUUUUGUUGGGCCGCCAGGACCAAACCCGACAAUCGACACUCGACCGUAUGGGAUUGCAGGUCCACAUCCGCAUCCUCACUACCAGCCGCUGCCAUUCCCUCCGUCCGGGCCGUCAGGCCCACAUGGAUACUUCCCAACAUAUGGCAUGCUGCCGAUCAUGAACGCAGCCGCAAUGUCAAAUUCGUCCGUAGAGCAAAUGAACCCUCGACCUAUCCCGAGUCAAGCUUCGGCUGGCGAAGCCAGCAUCUGCGUCCAGCGUCACAACGCGUCUUCGACACCGCUACGCCACCUGAAACGGGCUUUUAGAGACGGGGCGAGCAUCUUGCAUGUGCCUAGGGAUUCUGACCAUGUACGAGCUUUUACAGACGGUACGAGUAGCCCUGUCGAGAGAUUGCAAGAUAGUAGAGGAAGCAAUGAUGCGGAACGAACAAACGAGCUACUUUUCCCCACGGCUCCAUCUUCCGACACUGGGAGAUGCAGCCCGGCUCGGCCCAAGCCCGUUCGCGUGACACAGGUAAUCAGGGUUGUGCCUCAUAAUGCAAGAUCAGCGACUGAAUCUGCUGCUAGGAUUUUUCAAUCCAUACAGGAAGAAAGAAAACAGUAUGAUUUUUCGUAAGCCUUUCUUUGUUUUUGAUUCCAAGCCCUUGUACAUAUUAUGUAAUUUCAGCAUUUAAUAUAGUUUUCUUUUCGACUUA
Messenger RNA from Salvia hispanica, 2623 nucleotides. Its product is annotated as protein EARLY FLOWERING 3-like. The record is from RefSeq and is a predicted model, not a curated record. Gene Ontology annotation, biological process: regulation of photoperiodism, flowering. NCBI's taxonomy places the organism in Eukaryota, Viridiplantae, Streptophyta, Magnoliopsida, Lamiales, Lamiaceae.